AUGGCUCCCUGGACACGCCUCGUAUUGGGCUCACUACUGCCUCAGCUGCUGGUCGCAUCUCCAGUACCUGAUGCUGUGCCCGACCCGCUGAAACUCGAGCAACGCGACGAUACAUCGGAUGAUUAUCAAUCACCUCCGUUCUAUCCCACGCCGCAUGGCGGAUGGGUUUCCGACUGGGCGGAAGCCUAUGAAAAGGCAUACCAAGUAGUCAGUAACAUGACGCUGGCGGAGAAGGUCAACCUGACCACCGGAACUGGUUUCUUCAUGGGACCUUGCGUGGGACAGACAGGAAGUGCUCCUCGGUUCGGCAUCCCGAACAUCUGUUUGCAGGACUCGCCGCUAGGGAUUCGAAAUUCGGACCAUAACACUGCAUUUCCGCCUGGGAUCACGACGGGUGCGACAUUCAACAAGGAGUUGAUGUACGCUCGUGGCGUCGCAAUCGGCGAAGAGGCCCGAGGAAAGGGUGUAAAUGUACAGCUAGGUCCUUCUGUUGGUGCUCUCGGACGCAAGCCCAGGGGUGGUCGAAACUGGGAGGGCUUUGGUGCAGACCCUGUUCUACAAGCCGUCGGAGGCGCGCAGACGAUCAAAGGGAUGCAAAGCACCGGUGCGAUCGCCGCACUAAAGCAUUUCAUUGGGAAUGAGCAGGAGAUGUACCGCAUGAGCAGUAUCAUUACCCAGGGAUACUCGUCCAACAUCGACGAUCGUACCCUACAUGAAUUAUAUCUAUGGCCUUUUGCAGAGGGCGUCCGCGCAGGAGUUGGCUCGUUGAUGACUGCCUAUAACGAUGUCAACAGCUCUGCCUGCAGCCAAAAUAGCAAGCUCAUCAAUGGGAUUCUCAAGGAUGAACUCGGUUUCCAGGGAUUCGUCAUGACUGACUGGCUUGGGCAUUAUUCCGGUGUCGGAUCUGCACUAGCUGGUCUCGACAUGUGUAUGCCUGGUGACGGUGCUGUUCCGUUGUUUGGCGAUAGCUAUUGGGGACCAGAGCUGUCUCGAUCGAUUCUGAAUGGCACAGUUCCUGUUGACCGCUUGAAUGACAUGGUCACCCGAAUCGUCGCCACGUGGUACAAACUUGGCCAGGAUAAAGAUUAUCCCCUUCCCAACUUUUCUACAAACACCGAGGCUGAAACUGGGCCUCUCUAUCCCGGAGCUCUCUUCUCACCUAGCGGUGUAGUGAACCAGUUCGUCAAUGUGCAAAGCGAUCACAAUAUCACCGCCCGAGCAGUUGCGCGGGAGGCCGUCACUCUGCUGAAGAACGAGCAAGGCAUACUUCCCUUGCGACGAAACGACACUCUCAAAAUCUUCGGCACCGAUGCAGGCGGCAAUCCCGAUGGACUAAACUCAUGCACCGACCAAGGCUGCAACAAGGGUGUUCUGACUAUGGGUUGGGGUAGCGGAACCGCUCGAUUGCCUUAUCUCAUCACACCGCAGGAGGCCAUCGCGAAUAUCUCGAAAACUGCUGAAUUCUAUAUCACCGACUCCUUCCCUAGCGAUGUGACUGCCACACCUAAGGAUAUUGCAGUCGUUUUCAUUAAUGCUGACUCGGGAGAGAAUUAUAUCACCGUUGAUGGGAAUCCUGGAGAUCGUACGAAGGCUGGUCUCAAUGCUUGGCACGACGGAGAUGACCUUGUCAAGGCUGCAGCAGAGAAAUUUUCAAAUGUUGUGGUCGUUGUGCAUACUGUCGGUCCCAUCCUUAUGGAAGAGUGGAUUGAUCUCAAGUCGGUCAAGGCUGUUGUUGUGGCACAUCUUCCUGGCCAAGAGGCUGGAAACUCGCUCACGGAUAUUCUAUUUGGCGACUUCAGUCCUAGCGGCCACCUGCCAUAUUCGAUUCCACGCAGUGAAUCCGACUACCCUGACAGCGUGGGCAUCAUUGAUCAACCCUUCGGUCAGAUUCAGGACACCUUCACUGAAGGUCUAUAUGUGGACUAUCGGCACUUCCUCAAGUCAAAUAUCAGCACGCGCUAUCCCUUUGGCCACGGUCUGUCAUAUACAACUUUUAAGUUCUCGAACCCGACUAUAUCUGUGGUAACCGCCAUCGACAGCGCCUACCCACCGGCGAGACCCACAAAAGGCUCGACCCCGGUAUACAACAACUCUAUCCCUGCGGCUUCUGAGGUCGCAUGGUCCUCGACAAAAUUCACUCGGAUCUGGCGUUACCUCUAUCCCUACCUUGAUAACCCCGAGUCCAUCAAAGUAUCGGACGACUUUUCCUAUCCGGAGGGCUACAACACAACGCAACCAGAGUCUCGUGCCGGUGGCGGCGAGGGUGGAAACCCAGCGCUCUACAAAACUGCAUUCACUGUGCAGGUCCAAGUUACCAAUAACGGAGCCCGACGAGGCAAGGCCGUGCCCCAACUCUACGUUGAAUUGCCAUCUAGCUUAGGCUUGGACACACCCGCCCUUCAACUGCGUCAAUUUGAAAAGACGAAGGAGCUCGCCCCUGGCCAAUCUGAGACUGUGACUCUUGAGAUCACUCGAAAGGAUCUGAGUGUCUGGGAUGUCGAGGUGCAGGAUUGGAAAGCACCCGUCAAUGGCGAGGGCGUCAAGCUGUGGGUCGGUCGUAGUGUGGCCGAUCUUCCAAUUAUUUGCGUUGCUGGUGGACAAUGCUCUACCCAGUGA
This is a messenger RNA of Penicillium waksmanii, 2616 nucleotides long. Its product is annotated as beta-glucosidase. The transcript has 3 exons. Gene Ontology annotation, biological process: glucan catabolic process. The record is from RefSeq and is a predicted model, not a curated record. Lineage: Eukaryota; Fungi; Ascomycota; Eurotiomycetes; Eurotiales; Aspergillaceae. Bases 1 to 2616 code for a protein of 871 amino acids. Gene Ontology annotation, molecular function: beta-glucosidase activity.